AUGGGGUCAUUAGAAGCUGGACAUAGGCACAGAGAUCAUCUCCCAGCUAUCGGUUUUCUGGGCUCUAGAGGUCCCGCCACAUCUCCAGCCCCCCUCAUCAGUCCGACGACCAUGUACCCAAAUCAACCUCUUCCUUAUUCCUACUCGACGAUUCCAACGAGCGGAGGACCUGGAUAUAUUUCGCCACCGGAGUCGCGACGCGCGGACGAUGAGAAGGAGAAAGCACCGCGGCAGUCGUUGCCGUCUAUACACGAAGCGUUAGGGAAUGACAACCCUCUACCAUACCCACCACCUCCAACAUCAGCUGCUCCUCAACAACAAAAUAGUGCACCACCACCGCAUCACCUUUCCACCAAUCUCGGCCGUGGGGAAGGGCCAUCAGGACCCCCAAACCCGUUUUCGAAUGGAAGUUCUUACCUUCGUGAAUCAUCUAUGUCACACCAGCCACAACUACAGGCGGAAGCAUCACGGUCAAGUUUAGUGUCUUUGAAUACACAGGAGUCACGGAAUCCUUCGCUUAAUUCCAUCAGCUCUGGAAAAUCCCCAACGCAAAGUGCAAGCACAGGUAUCACCUCAAUAUCGGGUUCGCAGACAGGGCCAGCGUAUGAUUAUAAUGCGCCACCUUCAGCUGGUAGUGUCGCCUCGCCAGGUGGAUAUGGUGGUUUUUCACAGCCUUUCCCGUUCCAGUCACAACCCCCACCGGGGGCACCGGUAUAUCCUGCUGCAUCAUACGAGGCUCGGCCUUAUGGUACCCGGGUAGAUGAAGUAAAAGCUGGAAUUACGGGCCCUCAUUUUGCCGGACCUCCGAAUGACUCCGUGAAACGCCAUCUCGAUGUUUAUGAUUUUGAGACAUCGCUCAAUGAGAUGGUUGACUUGAGCACCCGAACUUUGGACUUCUCACGACAUUAUGCGAACAAAGCACACCAGUCCCGGUCUGGACCAGUAAUGGGUUCUCUGCCGUCUCUCCAAGAGGUCGAAGAAAUGCUCAAUAUUCAACGGCGGAAUCACGAUGCUCUUGUGCGCAUAAGGACCGCGGUCUACAACCAAGAACAUGCCAUGGCCGAGCAGAUGGCGCAGAGAAAGGCGUUUAAGCUUGGAGUGCAUGACGACGACCGCAUGGCGAUGUACCAGGAGGAAUUUAAGGGCAGCGGAUUUGCUGGUCCAGACUCAAAGAAACGGCGCGGUAAAGCUGCUCCUCCCGGACGAUGCCAUAGCUGUAACCGUGCUGAAACGCCAGAAUGGCGUCGCGGCCCAGAUGGCGCACGAACAUUGUGUAAUGCCUGCGGCUUACACUAUGCGAAGUUGACUCGCAAAAUGGGCGCUAAACAAGCAGCGGGCUUGGGGUCCAACCUCAAACCCAAGACUGCACUCGACUCUGUCUCACCAAGGAGUCAUUAA
Molecule: messenger RNA, 1398 nt
Organism: Aspergillus puulaauensis
Lineage: Eukaryota; Fungi; Ascomycota; Eurotiomycetes; Eurotiales; Aspergillaceae
Gene: nsdD
Product: GATA-type sexual development transcription factor NsdD
Exons: 4
Coding region: 1-1398 (465 amino acids)
Biological process (GO): regulation of DNA-templated transcription
Molecular function (GO): sequence-specific DNA binding; zinc ion binding
Source: RefSeq, a predicted model, not a curated record